This is a messenger RNA of Lutzomyia longipalpis, 3228 nucleotides long. RefSeq names its product protein LSM14 homolog car-1 (gene tral). Gene Ontology annotation, molecular function: mRNA binding. The transcript is spliced from 8 exons. Bases 150 to 1787 code for a protein of 545 amino acids. Gene Ontology annotation, biological process: P-body assembly; cytoplasmic stress granule assembly. NCBI's taxonomy places the organism in Eukaryota, Metazoa, Arthropoda, Insecta, Diptera, Psychodidae. Gene Ontology annotation, cellular component: P-body. The record is from RefSeq and is a predicted model, not a curated record.
UUCCCCUGGAGACUUGGCUAGAGGGUGACGGAGUUUCUCACAGCUGUAUAUUGUGAACAAAAAGAGUCGGGAAUUUUGGUGGCAUCCUCGAUGGUGAUUGUAAUCAUUUAAUAUCUAAGUAAUCUGAAGUUGUAAAGUGAUUGUUCAGGAUGAGUGGGAAUAUGCCAGAGCUUGGCUCCAAGAUAAGCCUUAUUUCGAAGGCGGAUAUCCGAUAUGAGGGCCGAUUAUUCACCGUAGAUCCCAACGAAUGCACCAUAGCGCUAGCAAAUGUGCGCUCCUUUGGGACGGAGGAUCGUGAGACGCAAUUCCCAAUUGCUGCACAGAAUCAAGUGUACGACUACAUCCUCUUCCGUGGGUCGGACAUUAAGGAUAUUCGGGUGUGCAAUAGCGCCCCAAUACCCAAUGAUCCGGCCAUCAUGCAGAUGCACUUGCCGCCGCAGAUGGGGCAGCAACCCUUCCAGCCGCCGCACUUCCCAAUGGGACUGGGUCAUCCGAUGGGGGCUCCGCCGCAGAUGGGGCAAUUUGGACCGUACGGUAUGCCGAUGGGGGGUGUGGGUGGGGGUGCGGGCAGUCAGAAUCUCGCACCGGGGCCCAAUAUGCCGGGCGUGGCGAAUACGGGGGGGUUGCAGAAGCAGAAACAGAGUGAUUUGAAUGUGGCCAUUCCGGAGCCCGGUGAUUUCAACAAAGGAGGUGAACAAGCUGCAGCAUCAAUGCUGGAAUUUAUUGGAGCAGCUGCGGGGUCACGAUCGACCACACCGCAGAGUCUCGUGUCACGGAAGAGUCCAACAAUGGAUAUGGGCGUGCAGGUGAAUCAGCCAAUUGGGCGCAAUGAUGCCAAUAAGCGUCCAAUGGAGCGCAGUGGUGGCAAUGCGGGGGCACAGAAUCAGAAUCAGGGGAAGAACACGAAUCAACGGGAACGUCGUGAUUCGGGGAAGAAUGCUGCGCCCAAUAAUCAGGAUAAUCAGACUCAAGGGGGCGCCGAGAGACCGAAGCAGUAUCAGAAUAAGUUCUUCCAGCAGCGGCAGCAAAAUCAAGGGGGGCCGCCAUCAGAGAGAAAUCAACGAGAGGUGCGCGAUGUGCAGAAUAAUCAGCCCCAGCAAUCACGUUGGAUGCAGCGUGGUGGGCAAAUGCGCGGUGGACGUGGGCGGAUGAAUCGCGGUGGACCAAAUCAGCACAACAACUUCCGACAGCAGGGCGGUGCAAGUGGUGGGCCAAAUGUGAAGGCACGCACCGGCAAGUCCAUCAAGUUUGACAGCGAUUAUGAUUUUGAGCAGGCUAACAACAAAUUCGAGGAGCUACGGUCGCAAUUGGCAAAACUCAAGGUGGGCGAAGAAGCCAAACCUGAACAGCAGGUAAAUGGAGAGAGCGACAAAAAAGAUGAUUCUGGCAAUGAGACAGGUGCUGGAGAGCAGGAAAUUGAGGAGGAUGCCGAAAUAACUGUUGGUUAUGAUAAAACAAAAUCAUUCUUCGAUAAUAUUUCGUGCGAAGCAGCCACGGAUCGUUCCAAGGGGAAGAAUCGUACGGAUUGGCGCCAGGAGCGUAAAUUGAACAGCGAGACUUUCGGGGUUUCCUCAACGAGGCGAGGAGGAUUCCGAGGACGAGGCGGAGGCUACUACAACCGUGGUCCCAAUAUGGGAAUGGGUGGUAGUGGAUACCGCGGUGGGCAUUUCCGAUCGAACAACUACCGCGGCAACCGCAAUAUGCGACAGGGUGGCAAUCAAUCGACCGGAGUGCCCCAAAAGCAGCCGUCUCAAACGUCUUCGGCCACGCCAUCAGCUGCUCAAUAAUGAAGAAAAAAUUGCACAGAAGAUCUCAAUGAGGAGAAGUGAAAAAAAAAAUGGGUAUUUUAUAAAUUUGCAGACCAAUUCCUCCUCCUUGUUCCCAAAUUGAGAGAGAAAUGAAAGUAAAGGAUAAAGGGAGACAGAGAGAGAGAGAGAGAGAGAUUAACAAAGAGGAAGAAAUGGAGAUUAACAAUGAAGCAAAACAAAAAGGAUAUUCUUGCAGGACAAAUGAAUUUAAUUAAUAAAAAAAAGGGGAAAUUUUGAUAUAUGAGGAAAAAUUAAAAAGGGAGAGUGUUUAGGAAAAGAAAGAAGUAUGAAGGUUUGAAUUAUUAUUAUUAUAAAGAAAAAAAUAUUGUGCGAAGGGGGAAAAAGGAAAAUUUGUGCAAAAAAUUGGGAAGAAGUUUUUUUCGGCGUGACUAAUUUAUAAAUGAAUAAUUGAAAAGGAUAAAAAAAAUAGAGAGAAAAUAGGAUUUAAGUAAGAAUGCAAAAGUAAACGAAAGAAAAAGGAAAAUAAGAUGUAUAUUUAAAUUAUAAUGGGAGCGCGCUGAAGAGAGAAAAGGAGAAACAAUGAAAUGUCUAAAAGGAUAAGAAAGCAUGGGGUUUAAGGACGUUUAACUUGAAAUCACACACACACACAAUAAUUAGAUUAACUCUUUUGAAUAUAAUGAAUGUGUAAUUUUUUGUACCCUUUUAAAUGAAAAAAAAAAAUAAGAAUUCUAUAUUAAAAAAAAAUCUUCUAAACAAAUUAAAGAAAAGAAAAAUAGAUUAAUAGAAACUUUGCAUGAUUAAAUGCUAAUGAAAAAAAUGUGAAAUGGUGGCGAUUAAAAUUUUUCCUUUUAUUUUCCAAAAGAAAAAAAAUUGGGGAAAACUUUAGCAGAGAAAGUCUAGAAAUUGUAAAAUUGCAAAUUGAUUUAUAGAAAAAGAAAAUAAAUAAAGACUGUAAAAAAAACAAGUUCAGCAUAAGGCAGAAAAAAUUGAAAACUAGAAGAGAAAAUUAAAAAAAAAAAUUCUUUCCUGGAGAAAACUAAAAGAAAUAAACAAUUUUAGGGGGUUGUAGAAUGAUGAAAAUUAACAGAAGUUUAUCGAGUAGAAUGAAAAUAUUCCUCAAAGGAUUUAAUUUGUCACAGAAAAAAUUCUUUUGAGGAUAAUUCCAUCCAAGAAUCUUUUUUUUUUAUUUUCACAAAUUACCCAAAAUAUUGUUUAAGAAGAUUUUUCUUUUCAAUUUCUUUCUUGUUUUUUUCAAGACAAAACAAUUAGCAGCAUUAAUAAAGCAAUUGUAUCUAUAAAAAAAUAAAAAAACAUGUGAAAGAAAUUUAAAAAAAACAUGCUAUUGCUUGGGAAUUGCUGACGAAGCAUGCAAGAAGAAUUAUGAUAAAAUUGUCUAAAAGAAUGUAAAUUCAUUGGCAAAAAAGGCAUGAAUAAAACAAAAUAUUUUUUUCAUUUACAA